AUGUCACAGUCUAUACUACUCAAGAAUGGAAUGCUUCUACUUCAUAAGCCAGGAGACGUGGUUUCUCCAGUCAAGGCAGAUCCUUUGAUUGUGCAGGAUAGAAUAAACAAGGUUGGAGAAGUUCUUGAUGCGCCUUACGAAGACACCAAGGUUGUUGAUUGCUCUAAGAAGAUUAUCUCGCCGGGAUUCUUGAAGGGACGGCACUCGGAUGAUCCGCUGUUGGACUACUUGCCAACAGAAAAUAUGCAAGGCUAUUUCUACGACCUCGAGGAUGUCUAUUGGGGCCAGCUUGAUGUUGGUAUUACAUACGUGGUGGAUCAUGCUUACAUGAACUAUCCUCCUGAAAGUGGCAUCAAUGGCAUCUCCGCGACAAAGUCCCCUGGCAUCCGAGCCUUCUUCUGCUACUGUGCCACAAGCCGGUUUAUGUCACGGAGCCCUUUGAAGAAAGAUGAUGAGAUUUUCCUACUUGAGUUGGACUGGUUCUCAAUGCCGAAACAGGUUGUAGUUGACCUCUUUAAUAAGGCAAGACGGUGGGGUGUCAAGAAUAUAACGGCGCACUAUACCAAGGGUCCUUAUUCUGCUAAGCAGAUCUUGGAGUCGUAUGGGCUGCUUGGAGCCGAUCUUCUUUCCUCACACUCUAAUGCAGCUGACCACGACGAUGCUUUGCUGCUGAAGCGUCACAAUGCAUACAUAUUGUGCACCCCGAAAAUCGAAAUGCAGAUGGCCAUCGGGGAGCCACUUGCUUUCCAUGAGGACUUUUCGUCCAUUUGUUCCCUCGGAAUUGACUGCCACUCCAACAAUUCCUCCGACAUGAUGACACAGAUGAGGUUGGCGCUUCAAUCCGCGCGGGCUCGCUUCAGCCAGCCUUUUCUUGAUCAGGGGAUAAUUCCGAGGAAGCUCAAAGCGCUUGUUCAAGGCGUCUUCAGCCUGGGCACUAUCCAAGAGAAUGAGAUCGGGUCAAUCGCGACCGGAAAAUUGGCCGAUUUAGUCAUUUUCAAAACCACGAGUCCUUCGAUGGUUUUUGCGGCGCAAGGAAACCCGCUGACGGCCAUCGCCAUGUAUCCUUCUGUCCGUGACUUUGACAUGGUUAUUGUUAACGGUAAGAUCAGGAAAGAGAACGAGUUUUGGUUCCAUGUGGGACGGAUGCAAUCGGCCACGCAUUCUCAGGGCAAUCGCAGAUAG
Molecule: messenger RNA, 1182 nt
Organism: Penicilliopsis zonata CBS 506.65
Lineage: Eukaryota; Fungi; Ascomycota; Eurotiomycetes; Eurotiales; Aspergillaceae
Exons: 7
Coding region: 1-1182 (393 amino acids)
Molecular function (GO): hydrolase activity, acting on carbon-nitrogen (but not peptide) bonds
Source: RefSeq, a predicted model, not a curated record